AUGGAGUGCUUGCAAUUAACAUAGAAUUAAAACAUCAAAGAAUAGAUUCCAGAUUAUCAAAAUUAAGAGUAAAUAUUUCAUCGAAAAGAAAGAAUUAUAACUGAUACAAUCACAGAUCUAUCUAAAUUCGAACUAGCUUAAUCUGAAAAAUUCCUUGGAUGUCAAGAUAAUUAUGGAAUUAGUGAAAAUUAAGCUUAGGGUAUUGCCCUGAAACGUUCUAAAUUAUAAGCUUGCUUAAAUGAAACAGAGGCAUUUGCACUAACGACAGAGCAAAAAAGACUCAAAAGACUCAAGAGUAAAAUGUAAUUCAUUGAGUCAGAACAAAAAAGGACACAAGAUUCAAAACUAAAACUUGCUGAAAAGAUUAAAAAAGGUACUUUUGAUUAAAUUAAGAUAGAAGACUCCAAAUUGGAUAUUGGGAUCAGUAAAUGCAUGAUCAGCUAAGACAUGAUCAAGGGAUAUCUAGAGGAACUAUAGAUUUCAGAUGUUAAUAUAUUUUUCUCUGCUUAGUUUGAUGAUUAGACUCCUUUCAUUAGUGAGUAGGUUAAAUUGCUAAAGGACUUGCAAAUACUUCAAUGGAAUUAAAUUUUUUCAAUGAAUAUUAAGAAAGGGGCUGAAGUUCUGAUUAUCAAGCUCUACAUAAAUACUUAGAUUCAUGGAAACAUUUAAAUUGAUGAAUUUUAAGUUUAGAUCAGCAAGUUUCUCACUAAGCUCAUGGACUAAAAACUGUCAAAGCUUACUUAUGAAACAUAAAACUAGACAUAAAUAAUUCUAAUGCUAAAAUGGAGAUACGAUGAUACUAAGUAAAAGUAUUUAGAGCUUUAAAAGCGCCUUUAAAAGAUUUAAGUAGUUCAGAGAAACUAUAAAUAGAAGCUAGAGGAAGCAGAAAACUCAAGCUAGUUACAAAAUAUUAAAAGAGAUCAUAGCUAAGAAACACUAUACAGCAUAAAUUUAGAUUAGCAAUAAUCACAAUUGCUGAAUGAUACAUAGAAUUCCAAAUUUCUAACUGGAUUAAUUAGACCACUAUCUUAGAUCGAAUCAGCACCAAAAAUUAAAAAAAAAGUACUGGCAAGAAAAUCUCAAAGUAGAAGCAGAGUUGACUCCAAGCUAGACUAAACUAUUCUUUCUAAUAGUAAAAUUUCCUAAUAAAACUAUGAUGAUCUAAUAAGUUCGAGAAUCUCUCCUUUCAAAUUUGCUCUUGGUAAAAGCAUCUAGAAUUCUCCUGAUAAUACAGUUAGGGCAAGGAAUCAACAGCAGAUAUCACUAAAUUCUUCAGGAAUCGAAGUGAAUACUCAAGAGUAGCAGUAGAUUUAACUAAUGGAUUAAAGGCAUUAGGCUUUAUAAAAUAAAAAAAGCUAGCCUAAAAUCUCAGGAUUUACUAUCAACCUGAAAAAUUUAAAAGAAAAGACAAAGCAAGUCAUGGAAUAGCUGAAAUAAUCUAGUCCUAGGGGGCCAAUCAAAGUAUUUGAAAAAAAGCCUAAAGAAUCAUAGAAUGAUAUGCAAAGUUAUCUUGACCAAGACAUUUCAAGAAUCUCAUCAGAUUAGUUUCCUAUGGAGGUUUCAUCAGAUAAAAAGAAUGACUCGAACUUCCAAAUUAGUCAAUCUUAGAUUAAUGAGAGUCGUUCUGAGUACAGAGAUACUAGUCCAGGCGAUACUGUUAAUUAAUCCCAAAUAAGCUUAAAUUCUUAAGAUCCCUCAAAGAAAUUUGCUUUAAAAAAAUAGAGAAAUCAAUCCGGUGUUGGAGCAUCUUCUUCAAUAGAUAGUAUUUUAAGACAACAUAAUAACACUAUAACUGUUGCAAAAACAACCAUACCUUAAAAUAUUCUACCUAAUAAUAUAUCUUUCGUUCAAGAUUCUGCUAAUAUUCAAAAGCAUUUCACAUUCAACUCAGAUUAAAAGCUUGAUCAUUAAGACUCUAUAGGAAAAAAUAUUGAUUCAUCAAAAUAAAGAGUUCAGGAUUAUAAUGAUGAUGAAUUCUUUUACCAAAAAUAAGAAAAUCUUGAUAGCAUAAGUGAAUUUGAGUUAAAAAGUUCAAUAGCAUAGUCUGAUUGUAGUCCAAUUAGCAUACCAUAACUAGAUAAAUCAAUGCCUAGUAAGAUAUCUUCUACAACUGACCAAUCAUCAUUUAAUCAGGCGAAUCCAAUAAUGAUGAGCCCUGAUAAACUCAACAUGUUUUAUCUUAUGAGAGGAAGCCCUAACCUUUUUAAUCUCUCAUUGAUGAAAAAUGCAUAAUCUUAAAAAGAAGUAUAAAAUGAUGUGAAUAGCAGUCCAUACUUUAACAAUAAUGGAAAAGAUAUAAAUUAAAAACAAUCUUCAAAAAAUCAGAAUUAAAACAUAACUUCUCAUCAUAACAUACCUCGUAAAACAGCUCAUUAAUAAAAUGCUAAUAAAAUUGUGGAAAAAGUUUAAGUUGCUGAUAGUAAAUAGUCUUCCAGAAGUAUUUCUUCAUUUUUCAAGGGAUUCUUCUGA
Molecule: messenger RNA, 2469 nt
Organism: Stylonychia lemnae
Lineage: Eukaryota; Ciliophora; Spirotrichea; Sporadotrichida; Oxytrichidae
Source: the annotation of a GenBank genome assembly